This is a messenger RNA of Ascochyta rabiei, 501 nucleotides long. RefSeq lists its product as uncharacterized. NCBI's taxonomy places the organism in Eukaryota, Fungi, Ascomycota, Dothideomycetes, Pleosporales, Didymellaceae. The record is from RefSeq and is a predicted model, not a curated record. The coding region runs from base 1 to 501 and encodes 166 amino acids. The transcript has a single exon.
AUGGAUCGAUUGACGCUGGGCAAGCUGGCACGCCGCGUCGCGUUUGCUCUCAUCGCCAGCCUCCAGCUAGCCCACUUCUGCCUGGUCAUGAGCUACACAUGGACGUCGCCUCGAAAGCGGCACCCGAAGACGACGACUGUGGCGACGUUCGGCCAACUGGCUUUCAUUGUGGAUUCCUGCUUCCGUAUCACGGAACGCAACAUGGACGUCCAAUUCGGCAGGCGGCUGAUACAGGGUCUUGGCAUAGAUGCCUUGUUCUGGGGUUUUGUGGUCUGGAGCGCAGGGCUCGUGGGGAUGGAUGUUGCGUUCACUCCGAGUGGCUUGCUGAAUCUGACGCAGCUGUUGGCAUUUGACAUACUCAUGUGGACGGGACUACUGUCUUCGUACGUGGCGUUGGUCGCGAGGAGUGAUGGAGCGAAUUCGGCUGUGGACGAGAAGGGCAACGAGUUGAUUGUGAAUGAGAAGAGAGACGAAGAGGUGAACGCGAAGGAAGAGGUGUGA